This is a messenger RNA of Staurois parvus, 476 nucleotides long. The record is from the annotation of a GenBank genome assembly. NCBI's taxonomy places the organism in Eukaryota, Metazoa, Chordata, Amphibia, Anura, Ranidae.
CAGAGAAGCGCGAUUGGUUACUCCAGAGAACACGCCUCCACUGCUCUAGAGUCCAGUGGCGACAGUUUGUGCACUGUGUGUGGUAAGGCACAUGGGGUAAUCAGAACACUGGUAUUGCAGUAAUCAGGGCACUGUAUGGGGUAUGGCAGUGAUCAGAAUGCUGGUUUGGUAUAUGGUGGUGAUCAGGACGCUGGUAUGGGGUAUGGUGAUGAUCAGGACACUGGAAUGGGGUAUGGCAGUGAUCAGAAUACUGAUAUGGGAUAUGGCGGUGUUCAGGACACUGGUAUGGGGUAUGGUGGUGAUCAGGACACUAGUAUGUUGGUGAUCAGGAUGCUGGUAUUGGGUAUGGUGGUGAUCAGGACAUUGCCAUUAGGUAUGGUGGUGAUCAGGAUGCUGGUAUGGGGUAUAGAACUGGUCAGGACACUGGUAUGAAGUAUGGUGGUGAUCAGGACACUGGUAUGGGGUAUGGUGAUGAU